AUUCCACCUCCCGUUCGCGAGAUUUACGGUCGCAAUAGAGCGCCACAGGCACAAGUCUCCACCACAGUCUCUGAAUCAAUCAUGUGCAUUGGCCUUUGAGGCCUAUUCCCACUCAUAAGCGAUGCGCACCUAGCGGCUUCACCGAGUGUUGAUCGGGCACAGAAGAUAAUUCGAAAUCAAUCCAAUCCUUAUACACCGCCCCUCCCGUUCCUUCUCCUCUGGAAAAUCGGACUUAUACAAUGCUUCACCAAUAGGUCUUACACCGCAUCCCUUCGCUUUUUCUAUCUCUUUCGCGGCUUGUUGUCUUCCAUCACCUGCACUUCAGAGCUCAACAGCUCGUUCCCUGAACCUUAAUGGCGGCCGCAGAACAUGUGCUUGCAAUCAAUAAUGAGAAAUCAAUGGAGCUGCCUGUCCUGCCGCCUAACCAAGGUUUCGAGGCGUUCAAAGACAUAAUAUUUGGAUCUGCAGCUGGAAUGGCUGGCAAGGUCAUUGAAUAUCCUUUCGACACUGUGAAAGUGCGACUUCAAUCACAACCAGCUCAUAUUCCACUUCGGUACCAAGGCCCUUUGGACUGCUUCCGCCAAUCAAUUCAGGCGGAUGGUCUACGAGGGCUCUACCGAGGCAUUAGUGCUCCAAUGGCAGGUGCUGCCAUAGAGAAUAGCUGCCUCUUUUUCAGCUACCGCAUCAUUCAGGAUAUUCUAAGGUCCACCUGCUACCCUACCGCGGACUCUAUGCCUUUCUCAGCUCUUUUGUUCAGUGGUGCUGCUUCCGGGUCUAUCACCUCGCUUGCACUUACCCCGAUUGAGCUCGUCAAAUGCAAAAUGCAGGUACCACUUGAAGCUUCUAGCAGCAAGAUGCCCGGGCCAUUGACUCUCGUCGCCGUUAUAUUUCGUCAGGACGGUAUUCUUGGUUUUUGGAGGGGCCAGAUGGGAACGUUGAUUCGUGAGACCGGAGGAGGAGCUGCCUGGUUUGGAGGUUAUGAAGGAGUAUCGGCUUUCUUUCGAAAAUACCAUUCAACAGCGUCGCCUCGCGACUCUGAAUCACUUCCAAUCUAUCAACAAAUGAUCGCAGGGGCCGCAGCGGGUAUAAGCUACAAUUUCCUGUUCUAUCCGGCUGAUACAGUCAAAUCACGGAUGCAAACCGAGGACAUCAAUGGUCCCGGAAAUCGUGGUCAAAGGCAAACAUUCUGGAGUGUUGGUAGAGCUUUAUGGAAGCAGCAGGGGCUGAGGGCAUUGUAUCGAGGCUGCGGUAUUACAUGUGCUCGUUCUGCGCCCAGCUCAGCGUUCAUCUUCACCAUAUACGAAGGGCUGCGGAAUUAUUUCUCAUGAGCAUAAUUGUUUAUUACUUGCCGGUGUCUUCCCAUUGACUCUCGCUUCCUCUCCCCCGGCCCCCACCUCCUUCCUCUAGCUUGCUCGCGUUUAUGAUACCUCACUUGAUGUAUAGAUCUUCUGUCUUCUUCUGCUUUACGGCAGUCAAACAACUGGGCCAAUCUGGUAUUGGCAUCUUUACAAAAGGAAUCUUGUUUUUCAUUCUGAAUUGUGGCACAAAUACCCACGAUGUUAAACUCAGGGCUGGGAAACCAUAUACAUAGAUCAAAGCAUAGAAAGGAAUAUCAUUGUGUAGAUUGGUUAACUGCUCUU
Messenger RNA from Aspergillus novofumigatus IBT 16806, 1640 nucleotides. RefSeq names its product putative mitochondrial ornithine carrier protein AmcA/Ort1 (gene amcA). Bases 354 to 1328 code for a protein of 324 amino acids. Gene Ontology annotation, molecular function: L-ornithine transmembrane transporter activity. The transcript is spliced from 2 exons. Gene Ontology annotation, biological process: mitochondrial L-ornithine transmembrane transport. Lineage: Eukaryota; Fungi; Ascomycota; Eurotiomycetes; Eurotiales; Aspergillaceae. The record is from RefSeq and is a predicted model, not a curated record.